Chaetomium globosum CBS 148.51 is the source of this 699-nucleotide messenger RNA. RefSeq lists its product as uncharacterized. The transcript is spliced from 3 exons. The record is from RefSeq and is a predicted model, not a curated record. Bases 1 to 699 code for a protein of 232 amino acids. NCBI's taxonomy places the organism in Eukaryota, Fungi, Ascomycota, Sordariomycetes, Sordariales, Chaetomiaceae.
AUGUAUAGGCUUUCGCCUACUCCGUCUUGCUCGCGCGCGCCGGGUGGGGGUGUCCGCAUCUGUCGUGUGGAUCUACCUUUCAUUUGGAUGGGGGUGUGGGUGGGGGAGGCGUAUUCGGUGGAUUUGUGGAUUGAGGUGUGGCAGUUGAGGAUGGUGUUGUUGGCGUGGGGGGAGGAGGUGAGGAAGAUGGAGGGGGAGGUUGGGGCUGUGGGAGUGGUAGGGGCAGUGGCGAGUUGUGGGGGGACGGAGACGGGGGCGAGGAUAAGGAAACGGUUGGGGGAGAUCAGGGCCGAGUAUGAGGGGUUUGUGAGGGAGUGUUCGAUGGUGAUUGAGGGGAUGGCGUUGUCAGCGCAGUUGUCGUGGAGCCAGAUUGGGUACCAGGACACGCAGGCCAACCUCAAAAUUGCGAGCGAUACGCGCGAGGACUCGAACCAGAUGCGGUCGAUUGCUUUUCUCACCAUGGUGUUUCUUCCGGCCACCUUUCUUGCUGCCGUCUUCUCCAUGACCUUCUUCAACUGGAAACCCGAAGAGGGGGAGCGGUUCGUGUCACCAUAUAUCGGGAUCUAUAUUGGGCUGGCCGUUGUCGUUACGGCUGUUGUGCUCUCAUGCUGGAUCUGGUUUACCAGGCGCAAUCGUGUCUCAUACUCGGACGACGAUGAGAAGCCACUAUUGGAAGAUUAUCCAACGGGGAUGGUGUGA